Messenger RNA from Paramuricea clavata, 2629 nucleotides. NCBI's taxonomy places the organism in Eukaryota, Metazoa, Cnidaria, Anthozoa, Malacalcyonacea, Plexauridae. The record is from the annotation of a GenBank genome assembly.
AUGAGAGCUGUAAUUAUGGGUGUUUAUGAGAGAUAUGCCCCAAUUAUCACUAAAAGAGUGAAAGGUAAACCAGUACCGUGGCUUUCGGUUGAGCUUAAUUAAGAAACUCAUGAAUGAAAGAGAUAGUCUCCUGCGUAGAUACCGAAGAACAAAAGAGAACCAGGAUUUCCUUUUGAUUGGAAAAAUGCACGAUUAAAUCCAAUUUAUAAGGAGGAAAGUCGUCGUAAUAUGGGAAAUUACAGACCAAUUUCUAUAUUACCAAUAUUAAGCAAAGUAUUUGAGAAAGAAGUUUUUCGACAAAUUUAUCAAUAUUUUAAUGUAAAUUUACUUUUAUCGAAAUUUCAAAAUUGGUUCGAAAAUAUGGACAACGGAAAACUGACUGCGGUGUUGUCUUUUUAGAUAUUCGCAAAGCAUUUGAUUUUUUUUUUUUUUUAUUAUUUAUUUAGCUUCGCCUAUAAUUACACAGUCAGACAACACGUACACACAACCAUUUCUGUCCAACCCAAAAACGAGCAAACUUCAGCGCCCCUGUCUAUGUUUCAACAUGAUAGUAAAACAAAAACAUACACCCUUGACCGCUAACCUAGGACGGUUUAAUUUUACAAUUAUAUUCAUUUUAGAAUAGCUUGAUUUUUAUGAGCCCAACAUGACUUGGCAUAUAACCGAAACAUGGCUCAAACCGACUAUACCUAGCUCCCUCGUUUGUCCUCCCAAUUUUUCCAUCAUUAGAAAGGAUAGAACAAACUGUGGAGGAGGAGGUGUCGCGAUCUUAUGCAGGAAUGAUUGGAGAAUGCAGCUACUACCUGAUUUGGAUAAUCCAUUCGAAUGUUUAUGGACAAAAAUUAUUACACAAAACUCUGAAUUCUUUGUUGCAACUAUUUACCACCCACCUAACUAUGAGUAUAAUGAGCAAGACCUUAUCGAAUUCCUUAUUGACUCGUGCGAACAACUAUUGUUAUCUAAACCGAAUUCAAAUAUAAUAAUUGCUGGUGACAUUAACAAUUUAAAUAUUCGAUCUGUUCUUAAUCAACUUCCAUUUACCCAACUCGUUAAGACCCCUACGAGAGGGUUAAAAAUAUUAGAUGUCUUUAUUACAAAUGUCCCAAACUAUUGGAAAUCUGUUAAAGUUGUAAAAAGCUUGGUGAGAUCCGACCAUGAUAUGGUUAUCACAUACCCCCGAAACAUAGUUAAAGCAACAAGGACAAAUUCCUAUUUCAGAGAUGUGAGACAACAUCAUCAAUUGAAUAUGCUUCGUGAACUUGAAUCUAUUGAUUGGAACACGAUAAUUAUGAAUAGCCAUAACCUAGAUGAGAUAACCCUAAAAUUUUAUGAAAUAAUAUGGCCAAAAUUCGAUAAGAGCUUCCCACUAAUUAAGGUCAGAACGUCAUCACGCGACCCACCGUUCAUGUCUCCUCUUGUGAACCACCUUCUGAAUCAAAGGAAAAGAGCCAUACAAAACGGAAAUACUGAAGCAAAUACACGAUUGCAAGAAAAAAUCAACAAGUUAAUUCGGGAAAAUCAAUUAAGUGCAGUCAAACAGGAGUUUGGCAACCAGAAAACUGGAUCGAAAAGUUGGUGGUCUAACGUAAAUAGCAUUACAUCGAGAAAAAAGAAACAUGAUGUAUCAGUAAGUGCUUCUCUUAACCCUAGUGAAAUUAACAAAUAUUUUCAAAGUGUGAAUACAGACCCAAAUUAUACGACUCCCGAGCCUCUUCAAAUCUCCGAAGGAACAAGAAUUCCCUCGUUGUCAAUUCAUGAAGUUCAACAUCUUUUACGCAAUCAAAAACGCUCUUCAUCGGGUCCAGACAAUCUGCCAUAUUGGUUUUGGAAAUCGUUUGCUAUUGAAUUAGCUCCUAUUGUCACAGAAAUUUUUAACAUGUCACUAAAAACCAGCAAAGUACCUCAGAAAUGGAAAUCCGCUAAUUUAUUACCACUCCCUAAAGAAUCACCAUUAAAUUCGUGUAACCAGUUAAGACCAAUCUCUCUGACGGACAUCAUCAUGAGACUAUUCGAGAAGUGCGUGUAUAAAUCUGAAAUCGAACCUAUCACAAGAAAUAACAUUGGUCCCGACCAAUUUGCUUAUAAAAAGGGUCACAACUCGACUAUGGCUCUGAUUAAAUCCCAACAUCAAUGGCUAGAGUGGCUGGAUAAAAACGCUAAUUAUGUUAGAGUGCUGUCGUUCGAUUUCAGCAAAGCAUUUGACAGUGUGCCCCACGAUCUUUUGUUUGAAAAAGUUAAAAAGCUACCCAUUAAUCCGUAUGUGGUGAACUGGUUAAUUAGCUUUCUAGAAAAUAGAAUACAAAGAGUAAUGGUUGAUGGAAUGGUUACAGAAUAUUUAUAUAUUAAUCGUGGUGUCCCUCAAGGUACUGUUUUAGGCCCAGUUCUUUUCUCAAUAAUGGUUGAUGAUAUUAAAACUGCUGAUCCUAGUAAUGCGUUAGUCAAAUUUGCUGACGAUUUGACGUUAGGAGUGCCUGGCAACGAAAGUGGUGACACAUCUCGAUCUGAAGCUGCCUGUUUACAGGAUUGGGCGGAAGAGAAUAGAAUGCCCUUAAACUUGGAAAAAAACGUACGAAAUGGUUGUUCGCAGACACACCUCUGUAGUUUUGCCCGAGCUUAUCCCUUCAAUUAA